Molecule: messenger RNA, 6520 nt
Organism: Drosophila elegans
Lineage: Eukaryota; Metazoa; Arthropoda; Insecta; Diptera; Drosophilidae
Gene: Dgk
Product: diacylglycerol kinase 1
Exons: 21
Coding region: 569-4171 (1200 amino acids)
Biological process (GO): intracellular signal transduction; lipid phosphorylation; diacylglycerol metabolic process
Cellular component (GO): plasma membrane
Molecular function (GO): ATP-dependent diacylglycerol kinase activity; calcium ion binding
Source: RefSeq, a predicted model, not a curated record
UGCCGGCGAUCGCAUCGAGCGGAAAAAGCUCCCCAAAAAUAAGGAGGCGCUCUUGAUUUCAUAAGAAAACCCUAAAAACACCAUAUAUUUUUGUAGUAAACAGUAAAAAAUAAACAAAAAAAAAAUAAAACAAAAUCAUAACAUACCAUAAAAAGAAACCAAAAUAGCUGUUAAAACAUUGCGUGUACGCAGAGAUAUCAAGAAAUCGCAGAAAGUACCUGGUAAAUGACAUCAAAGUGACUGUAAACAGCAACUGUUAAACAUUUGCCAAGUGCCGCAAGCAAGCGUAAAUAAUUUACAAUUACACGCGUCCAACUGCGCAGCAAAAUAUGCUAGUGAAAAGUGCCACUACAGCAAAAGAAGCCGCAUUUCCCAGGUCUUGGGCUGCAGUAUUAAUUUAAGCUCCGCCAAGAAAGACAGGAAAAGCCCAACAAGCAGCGGGAAAAGGUGAGCCAAGCAUGAACUAAUAUUACGGAGGAGCUCCCCAUCUUCCGAAUCUUUCCGGCUUGCUACCCUGUCGCACUCCCUUUCUGUUGAAGCGUCACGGAAGAAGCAUCGCAAAGGCAAAAUGAAUAUUGGCAUCGCAGCACAGAAAUGGGAUAAAUUGUCGCCGCGCGAAUUUUUGCAGCUGCAGGAGUUGGCUUCAUAUUCCACCCGAAAGCUGCAGGAUGUGCUGCGGGAGUUCAGCUCGCCGAGUGCCGCCACCACGCCCAAGUGCAUUCCGGAUGGGGACAUUGAUUUCGAUGGGUUCCGGCGCUUCCUGGACUCCUUCCUCGACUGCGAGGCGCCGCUGGACCUGGCCAAGCAUUUGUUUGUGUCCUUCCUCAAGCCGAAUGUCACCCAGGCCCAGCUGCAUGGCCGGGCACUUAAUCAAAUGGCCGCCAUCAGCAGCACGGCCGCCUGUGCGCCAGUCACGUCGCACACGAAGGGCUCCAUUCCGAACAUCAAUAGCAUUGCCGAGCUGAUGCCCCAGUGCAGCGGCAGCGGGGGCGGAAUCGGAGGCCCAGGGGGCGUGGCCGGCGAGGGCCACGCGCCGACCCGCAGCAGCUUUGUGGACAAAAUCCAUGGCAUCACGGAUAAAUUACACCACUCACUGGGCGGACAUCUCUCGCACGAUCCCAGCAAGACGGGCAGCGUCCAUCCAAUGCUCACCGUGACGCCGAGCCCCUUGGCCAGCGGACCCAGCAUGUUCCAGGCCAGCAAUGCGGCCCGUCGAUCCGUGGACUCGAGCCCCUCCCACUCGGCGACCAACCACUCGCAGAUGUCCCGCAACUCCUCCAAGAAGAGCAACAAUUCGGUUAAUUGCAAAAUUGAUGCUGACAUUAAGCUCCUGGCGCGAAAACUUUCCCAUUUUGAUCCGCUGACACUCAAGGUCCCCCUGAAGGACGUCGUCUGCUAUUUAUCACUGCUCGAGGCUGGCCGUCCGGAGGAUAAGCUGGAGUUCAUGUUCCGGCUGUACGACACGGACAGCAACGGAGUUCUGGACACGGCCGAAAUGGACGCCAUUGUCAACCAGAUGAUGGCCGUGGCCGAGUAUCUCGGCUGGGAUGUCAGCGAACUGCGUCCGAUACUGCAGGAGAUGAUGGUUGAAAUUGACUAUGACGCCGACGGCACAGUGUCCUUGGACGAGUGGCAGCGAGGCGGGAUGACAACCAUUCCACUGCUCGUGCUCUUAGGUGUCGACAGCACCACGCUCAAGGAGGAUGGCAUCCAUGUGUGGCGCUUGAAGCACUUCAGCAAGCCGGCGUACUGCAACCUUUGCCUCAACAUGUUGGUCGGCCUCGGCAAGAAGGGUCUCUGCUGUGUGCUGUGCAAGUACACGGUUCACGAGCGGUGCGUGCAGCACGCUCCCGCUUCCUGCAUCACCACGUACGUGAAGUCGAAGAAGCCCAAGUCCGGCGGCGACCUGCUGCACCACUGGGUGGAGGGCAACUGCUAUGGGCGAUGCUCCAAGUGCCGCAAGCGGAUAAAGGCCUACCACGGCAUUACAGGACUCACCUGCCGCUGGUGCCACAUGAUGCUCCACAACCGCUGCGCCUCGUCUGUGAAGAAGGAAUGUACUUUGGGGGAGUACGCCGAGCUGGUGGUACCGCCCACGGCCAUCUGUCCUGCUGUCCUGGAUCGCCAGCGUUCCGUCAACCAGGCGCACAAGAAAUCCCAAAUGCAUCACCACCAGGCCACCCACUUCCAAAUCACGCCGCCGGACGAGCUGAGCUGCCCGCUGCUGGUGUUUGUCAAUCCGAAGAGCGGCGGUCGCCAGGGGGAUCGCAUCCUGCGGAAGUUCCAGUACAUGCUCAAUCCGCGCCAGGUGUACGACCUAUCCAAGGGCGGCCCCAAGGAGGGACUUACGCUCUUCAAGGACCUGCCCCGCUUCAGGGUCAUCUGCUGUGGUGGCGACGGCACCGUGGGCUGGGUUCUAGAGGCCAUGGAUUCCAUCGAGCUGGCCAGUCAGCCUGCCAUUGGAGUGAUUCCGCUUGGAACGGGCAACGACUUAGCUCGCUGCCUCCGAUGGGGCGGCGGCUACGAGGGCGAGAACAUCCCUAAACUCAUGGAGAAGAUCCGGAGAGCCUCUACCGUGAUGCUGGACCGAUGGAGCAUCGAGGUCACCAACACGCCGCCCAGUGAAGACCUGCGACCAAAAGUGACGCUGCACUCGAAUAUGCAGAAGGUGAUUGAGCUGUCGCAAAGUGUUGUGGUCGACAAGUCGCUGAUGGAGCGAUUCGAGGAAAUUCAGCGCCAGAGCAAGCAGGCAGCCAGGGCCGCCUCCACCACAUCGAUUAUGAUGGCCAGCGAGACGGAAACGGAAACGGAAAUGGAGAUGGCCACGGUGGAGUUCGGCAACAGCAACAGCACCACCACACGGACGACCACCACCAAGAGCAUUUCGAUGUCCACCUUCGAAACGCAGUGCCUGCGGAAGACCCUGCGCUCCACCUUCAGCAGCAGCAGCAGCAACACGAGCAGCGGCAGUCCCUGCAACGGCAACCAGGAUGCGGAAACGGAAGCCGUUGUCGAAGCCGAAGUCCGGCCAAAAUCCUUGGCCAGGAGGUCGGACGAGACGGAGAAGCAGUCACUUGAGACGCUGCUGCUGCAGCACAAACAACAGCUGCAACAGCAGCAGCAACAGCAGCAGCAGCAGCAACAAGGAGCCGCAUCGGAUGCUGCUGAGGAAGCUGCAACAGCAACGCCAGUUGGGAAUAAUCAAAGCGAUAAUAAUAGCCAGCACAAUAAGCAAAACAACAUCCUUAAACAGCAAAUUACAUUGUCGUUGGAUUUGUCCGACCAUGAAGAAGGUGGCAAUGACGAUGGAGAUGGAGAUGGCGAUGGCAAUGGCAAUGGCAGCAACAGCAUUGCAGCAACCCCAAUCACACCCACAACACCGAACGCCUCGUCGAGUGUGCCGGCACAGCAGCAACAUCUGCAGUUCGAACAGCAGAAGCCCAUCAAAGUGCAAUGUGACAAGGACUGCACGGUGCCCUACAACAUUAUCAACAACUAUUUCUCCGUCGGCGUGGACGCCGCCAUCUGCGUCAAGUUCCACUUGGAGAGGGAGAAGAACCCGCACAAAUUCAACAGCCGCAUGAAGAACAAGCUCUGGUACUUCGAAUAUGCAACAUCCGAGACAUUUGCGGCAUCCUGCAAGAAUCUCCACGAGAGCAUCGAAAUUGUGUGCGAUGGCGUGGCUCUGGACCUGGCCAACGGACCCCAUCUGCAGGGUGUGGCCCUGCUCAACAUCCCGUACACACAUGGCGGCUCCAACCUGUGGGGCGAGCACCUGUCCCAAAAGCGGAUCCGCAAGAGCGCCGGGCCCUUCGGCAAGAGCAAGAAGCUCCGGGCGGGCGACAAGGAGUUCUCGGCCACCAGUUUCAAUUCCGCGGACCUCUCGGUGGCCAUACAAGACAUCGGAGAUCGCCUGAUCGAGGUGAUUGGCCUGGAGAACUGCCUGCACAUGGGACAGGUGAGAACCGGACUGCGAGCUUCGGGUCGCCGACUGGCCCAGUGCAGCGAGGUGAUCAUCAGGACGAAGAAAACGUUUCCUAUGCAGAUCGAUGGCGAGCCCUGGAUGCAGAUGCCCUGCACGAUCAAGGUGACCCACAAGAACCAGGUGCCGAUGCUGAUGGCGCCGCGAUCGGAGAAGGGACGCGGGUUCUUCAACUUACUGUGCAGCUGAUUCAGGCGCAGCGCAUCGAGCGACUUCAUGGGCGGAAACGCGCCCGAGUCCGCCGAUGAGCUGGAUGAUGACUUUCGGAUCGUCUCUAGGAGCACCACCGUCCAUAAUAUAGCCUAGCGUGAAUAGCUUUAGUCCUAGUCCACCCACGAUCGCAUCGAAUUGGUUUAUCCUAGGUUAAGGCUUCCCCCUUAUGAUAGUGUAGAUGUGCUAUAUGUAUUCGUAUGUUUGUAUGUAUGUCGAGUGAGUUUCAGAGCUUUAUAUUUAGUGUUAGAGUAGCCAAAUAUACAACCGAGUCAAGUCCAUUCCAAUGGGAUCCGAGUGCGGAAGCUGUAUAUACAUAGCAAUACCAGUACGAAAUCGGGGCAUCCCCGAGCCAGCGUGCGAAGGCUUUAGGUGUACAGUGCCACAGGAUAUUUUAAGAACACUUUAAAAACGAUAACAUAGCGAAAAUUGUCCAAUAAUGCAACUAAAAGGAGACCAACCAAACAACCAGAAAAACAAACCAAUACUAACAGCAUGUUAGUGCUAGUUUUUGCCUUAGGCUUAAGUAAUUUAUUCCGUCAUCGCCAGUGGCGGGUGUUGCCAUGAUCGAGAACUAAUGUCGAACCCUAGAAAGAAACAUAUCAUUGACUUUCGCUAGAGAGAUUGCUUUUGGGCAGCACUCGCCACUGAUCUACGAACUUUUAUUUUUUUUAGUACUUUAUAUUGUAUAUAGAUAAAACAAAUGUAACUUGAUAUGCAAAUGUCAACUAAAUGGUGCAGCUUUAAAUGAAAUUUUAUAUAUGAAUACAUAUAUUGAGAUGAGAUGAAUUGGAUGUUAAACAAUACCAUAGCGUGUAUAUUUCGUAAAUUCGUAUAUGUAUGCUUAGUGCCAAUAAGGUCCUCACAAACACAAUACUCAUCGAUAAAGAAAGAAAUCAAACGGGGCAAGAAAUAAACAUUGGAAGGGCCAAAAUCUACCCACCAAAAAAAGUUUUUAGAUUGAAAACCUACAUUCCAUAUGAAUUUUAAAUAACUAAACAGCACCCAAUUUUAUUUGGUGUUUUAAGAAUUUUCUUUAACGUUUGUUAACAUUUUGCCAGACCCUAUUUAAAUUUAAAAAAAAAAACAAAGCAGGAAGUAGUGCAAAUCUCAAAAGGUAAAACUAUAUAAAAAAGUCUUGUUUGUUAAAUGGUACACCCAUAAAAAUAUUAAGGUAAAUUAUUAAAUUUAAAAGUACUUAUUUAAAAUAACUAAAAAACAAUAUACCUUUUGUAGAAGGAAACUCAGAUAAUAGUUGAAAUGGAUAUACUCGCAAUUUAAUAUAUGUCCUUAUAGACAGGGAAAUCCUUAGUCCCAUUAAGUGACUAACUUGCUUGCUUGGGAAUUAAACUUAGAAAACGGCAUUUUAUAUAGUUUAGCUGAUUCAUAUCGUAGAAGUUUUUCCAGACCAAAUUAAGUUCUCGUUGUGCCAUUAUAUUCACCUAUGAACUUCCUCUAGAGAAAUUUCGUAAUACAUACACCAUUAAUCUUCUGACACGACAUCCUGUCAACAGGAAGCAAAUAAUAUCAAUGUACGUGAACGUGUAUUCUGUCGGGUUACGAUGCAAAGCCCACGUAAUAAACAUUAAAAUCAAUUUAAUUUUGCAAAUAAACAUUUUCAAUGCGAUUCCUCGGGCCCACAAGUCCUAGGUUUCGCCAGGAACAGAAGGAUUUUGUGUUGGCGCCGGGGUGCCGCUAAUGCCACACAGUAGCCAGUUAACAUUAAUUAUAAAUGAACCACUUAACAUUAGUAAAUGCAAAGCAAAGCGGAUCGACUAAGGCCAUGCUUUUGUACAGUACAAUUAGCCUUAAGCAUAUACAUACUUGUCUAAAAAUAGCUCUAUAAUUGAACAACUACUAAUUGAUAUUACCAGUUGAAUUAGGGAAGAGGACGAGUGGAACUUGCAAACUAUAUACUACGUUAGACUUACGGUAUUAAAUGCGUAGGUAGAUCAAUGUCUCCCAUAAGCGGAGUUAUAAUCAGUGUACAAAGCUUGGUUCCUUUUGUAGAUUUAUUAACGGAUUUUCUUUUACCUUGCAAUUUACAACUGAAGUGUUGCUUUAGCUGUGAAAAGUAGAAUGGUCGCUAUAUAACUUUAUCCCGUAUCUACUGUACGAUUUGGAUCUUCACUUGUGCCAAGUAUUAGAAGAAAUGAGGCUCUCGAUGUCCUCAAAUUUAGCAUAUUCGAUGUAAAGGUCAAACCACUUUAAAGUAGCGAAUUGAAUAUAAAACUGUAAAUUACAUAUGCCAUAUUAUCCACACAUGUAUACUCCUAUAACCAGUGUUUAAAACAACCACCAAUAAAUGCAACUUAUGUGUAUUCUUGA